UUAAACCUGCACCUUAGAGCUGGAAGAAACUAACAGUGAUGGCCUUCAAACAUCUGAUCUGUGUGGCGGCUGUACUGGCUCUGCUGAUGAAAGAGAGUGACUCACAGCUCUCAGUAUGUGGUAAACCAUCACUUAACACCAGGAUAGUUGGAGGAGAGGCAGCUCCUCCAGGCAGCUGGCCCUGGCAGGUCAGUCUGCACACAUCUACUCACUUCUGUGGAGGAUCUCUGAUCAACGACCAGUGGGUGCUGACUGCUGCUCAUUGCGUCUCAGGGUCACCAACUGGUAUAACAGCAUAUCUGGGUCGGCAGAGUCAGGAGGGAUCCAACCCACAUGAAGUCAGCCGAACAGUGUCACAGAUCACUAUUCACCCUGAGUACAAUUAUGGAACUUCAUGGAACAAUGACAUUGCACUACUAAGACUCUCUGAACCAGUAAUUUUCACCAGUUACAUCUCACCAGUCUGCCUAGCUGCCCUGAACAGCACCUUCUACAGCAGGGUUGAAUCCUGGAUCACAGGCUGGGGAAGAAUCGGAAGUGGAGUUCCUCUACCAUCUCCUAAAAACCUGAUGGAGGUGACGGUGCCGGUUGUUGGGAACAGACAGUGCAAGUGUAACUAUGGGGAGAGGAUGAUCACUGAAAACAUGAUAUGUGCUGGGUUACAAGAGGGAGGCAAGGAUUCCUGUCAGGGGGAUUCAGGAGGUCCGAUGGUGAGCAAACAGGGUGACCGCUGGAUUCAAGCAGGAAUUGUAAGUUUUGGAGAAGGAUGCGCUAAGCCAGAUUUCCCAGGAGUCUACACCAGAGUAUCCCAGUAUGAGAGCUGGAUCAACAGUAUCAUAUUCACCAAUCAGCCAGGGUUCCUUACCUUUAUAUCUGAAGGGACUGACAGUGACCUAAGUGUUUCCUGUACAACACCUGAACCUAAUGAAAAUGUGACAUACCUGUCUGAGUGCGGUCUGGCUCCACUCAACAACAGGAUAGUUGGAGGAGAAGCAGCUCCUCCAGGCAGCUGGCCCUGGCAGGUCAGUCUGCACACAUUCACACACAUCUGUGGAGGAUCUCUGAUCAACGACCAGUGGGUGCUGACUGCUGCUCAUUGCGUCUCAUGGUUUAGCAGCACUGCUGGUCUAACAGUGUAUCUGGGUCGUCAGAAUCAGAGUGAAUCUAACCCAAAUGAAGUCUCUCGGACAGUAACAAGGAUCAUUAUUCAUCCUGGAUACAACAUACCACAUUUUAACAAUGACAUUGCGCUUCUGAAGAUGUCUGAACCAGUGGUUUUCAGCAAUUACAUCUCACCCGUCUGCCUGGCAGCCUUCAACAGCACCUUUAACAUUGGGGAAGACACCUGGGUUACUGGCUGGGGCAACAUUGGAUAUAAUGAUCCCCUUCCAUCACCUGGAAACCUUUUGGAAGUGGAGGCUCAGAUUGUGGGAAAUGGUCAAUGCAGCUGUGACUAUAGUGACCUAGGUUAUAUAAGUAUUACAGACAACAUGAUAUGUGCUGGGUUUCAAGAAGGAGGGAAAGGACCCUGUUUUGGAGAUUCUGGAGGUCCACUGGUUAGUAAGCAGGGUGAUCGCUGGAUUCAGGCUGGAGUUGUGAGUUUCGGUGUUGGUUGUGCUAAGCCAUUUUUCCCAGCAGUCUAUGCAAGAGUGUCCCAGUACAAUGAGUGGAUAAACAGCCACGUCACCAGAAACCAGCCGGGCUUUAUCACCUUUACAUCCAACGGGAGUGAAAGUGAUUUAAAUGUUUCCUGUACAAAACCAACCUUUGACCCAGUGAUAGUAAACAUAUCUGAAGUGUGUGGUCAACCAUCACUCAACACCAGGAUUGUUGGAGGACAGGCAGCUCCUCCAGGCAGCUGGCCUUGGCAGGUCAGUCUGCACAUCUACGACCACUUCUGUGGAGGAUCUCUGAUUAGCGACCAGUGGGUGCUGACUGCGGCUCAUUGUGUCCAAGGGUGGGAUACGGUGCCGUCUCUUGUAACAGUUUACCUUGGUCGCCAGCGUCAGGAGGAAUCCAACCCAAACGAAGUCGUUCGGAAAGCAACACAGAUCACUAUUCAUCCUGGCUUCAAUUAUUCUACUCUAGACAAUGACAUUGCUCUUAUAAGGCUUUCUGGACCAGUGAAUUUCACCAGCUACAUCUCACCAGUCUGUCUAGCUGCCUCAGACAGCACCUUCUACAGCGGGGUUGAGUCCUGGGUAACCGGCUGGGGAAACAUUGGAAUUUUUGAUCCCCUUCCAUCACCUGGAAACCUUUUGGAAGUGGAGGCUCAGAUUGUGGGAAAUGGUCAAUGCAGGUGUGACUAUAGUGACCUAGGUGAUAUAAGUAUUACAGACAACAUGAUAUGUGCUGGGUUUCAAGAAGGAGGGAAGGGACCCUGUUUUGGAGAUUCUGGAGGUCCACUGAUUAGUAAGCAGGGUGAUCGCUGGAUUCAGGCUGGAGUUGUGAGUUUCGGUGUUGGUUGUGCUAAGCCAUUUUUCCCAGCAGUCUAUGCAAGAGUGUCCCAGUACAAUGAGUGGAUAAACAGCCACAUCACCAGAAACCAGCCGGGCUUUAUCACCUUUACAUCCAACGGGAGUGAAAGUGAUUUCAAUGUUUCCUGUACAAAACCAACCUUUGACCCAGUGAUAGUAAACAUAUCUGAAGUGUGUGGUCAACCAUCACUCAACACCAGGAUUGUUGGAGGACAGGCAGCUCCUCCAGGCAGCUGGCCUUGGCAGGUCAGUCUGCACAUCUACGACCACUUCUGUGGAGGAUCUCUGAUUAGCGACCAGUGGGUGCUGACUGCUGCUCAUUGUGUCCAAGGGUGGGAUAAGGUGCCGUCUCUUGUAACAGUUUACCUUGGUCGCCAGCGUCAGGAGGAAUCCAACCCAAACGAAGUCGUUCGGAAAGCAACACAGAUCACUAUUCAUCCUGGCUUCAAAUAUUCUACUGCAGACAAUGACAUUGCUCUUAUAAGGCUUUCUGGACCAGUGAAUUUCACCAAUUACAUCUCACCAGUCUGUCUAGCUGCCUCAGACAGCACCUUCUACAGCGGGGUUGAGUCCUGGGUAACCGGCUGGGGAAACAUUGGAAUUUUUGAUCCCCUUCCAUCACCUGGAAACCUCUCGGAAGUGGAGGCUCAGAUUGUGGGAAAUGGUCAAUGCAGGUGUGACUAUAGUGACCUGGGUUAUAUAAGUAUUACAGACAACAUGAUAUGUGCUGGGUUUCAAGAAGGAGGGAAGGGACCCUGUUUUGGAGAUUCUGGAGGUCCACUGGUUAGUAAGCAGGGUGAUCGCUGGAUUCAGGCUGGAGUUGUUUCAUUGAGUCUCAGUGUUGGUUGUGCUGAGCCCAAAUUCCCAGCAGUCUAUGCCAGAGUAUCCCAGUAUGAGAGCUGGAUUAACAGUUUGAUCAGCAUCAACCAGCCAGGCUUCAUUACUUUCACAUCUGAAGGGACUGACACUGACCUCAGCAUUUCCUGCACAACCCCAACAACAACACCAACUAAACCUAAACCUGUAGUCUGUGGACAAGCCCCACUGGGUUCUCGUUUUUUGGGAGGUGUUUCAGUGACGUCAGCUGGCGAGUGGCCAUGGAUGGCGAGCUUGCAGAGAAAUGGCCAGCAUGUCUGUGGAGGGACGCUAGUGUCUGAGAACUCUGUGCUGACCAAUGCUGACUGCUUCUCAGACUCGAAUGAGGCGUCUGAGUGGACAGUCAUGUUGGGUUGUCUGAAGCAGAACGGAUCUAACAAAUUUGAGGUGUCACUGAAUGUGAUAAAUAUCAGUAUGAGCAACCUGACAGGAAGCAACAUCGCAGUGCUAAAGCUGUCAUCCCCGCCCCCCCUGAACGACUACAUCCAGCCAAUCUGCUUGGACAAUGGAAGAACUUUCCCAGUAGGGUCAGCUUGUUGGGCUGCUGGCUGGAGCUCUGAAAGAGGAGGAGACGAACAAGCUCUGCAGCAGUUCGAGACAACAGUACUUGAUUGUGGGGAUUCAUCUUCAUCUGACAGCAUCUGCACACAAUCAUUCACCCUGGAGAAGACUGACUCUGGUGGUCCGCUCAUGUGUAAGCAGGAUGGCUCUUGGUUCCAGGUAGUUGUGCUAACAUCUCCAAGCACCUCCAACAGAAGUAAACGAGCCGAGCCUAUGAUGGUCUUUGAAAAACUGGACCGCUUUAAGUCCUUUCUGGCUCGUACACUGGGACAAUUCUUGUCUCCUGCUGUGACUGCCAAUAACAGCAGCACCAAUAGCACAAACUCCACCACAACCCCCUCCAGCAUGACAACCAGUGGGGUUUCAGUUUCCUACUCUCCAUUUUCCCUUUUAGGCCAUCUUCUUCUCUUUGCUUUAUGCCUCCAAACCUUCAAAUAGACUGAUUGUCAGGAUAUCAAACACACAUAAAAAUAUGGUGAAGGUGUUUUUAUUUUAGUCAAUAAUACUCUGAUAUGAUUUAAAAGUUGUUUCUGCCUUUGGUUGAUCAAAAGGAUCAUAGUUAACACCAUGUUACCAUUUACCUGAAAACAACAUAAAUUCUGAACACGAUAUCAACCUUACAGUAAAAAAAACUUGGAAAUGCAAGGAUUAAUGAACAGAUAACAGAUGAUAAAGAAAAAGGGGCUGAUAUAUAAAUUGUAAUUAUAUCUAUAAUAAGUAUCAAAGUUAGAUUUUUCUCUUUCUGAUUAUUGUUACUGAUUAGAGACAUUGUUAAUUUUUUCAUCUUUUGAACAAAUGAUUCAUUGAUUUACAUUAGAAUAUCAAGCAAACUGCCAGGUAGAGUGUUUAGAUACAAUACUAUGUUAUAAUGUUACGAUAUUUUAAUGUAAAUAUAAUGUUACUAUUUACUGAGGGAUUAUGAUUGCUUAAUUUCUUUCACCCAAUUGAAAAUUACUUUGAAUAAACACAUUUAAUAAAAUUAUAAAGUACAGCA
This is a messenger RNA of Cyprinodon tularosa, 4908 nucleotides long. RefSeq names its product transmembrane protease serine 9-like. Gene Ontology annotation, biological process: proteolysis. Gene Ontology annotation, molecular function: serine-type endopeptidase activity. The transcript has 23 exons. Lineage: Eukaryota; Metazoa; Chordata; Actinopteri; Cyprinodontiformes; Cyprinodontidae. The coding region runs from base 39 to 4352 and encodes 1437 amino acids. The record is from RefSeq and is a predicted model, not a curated record.